AAGCAAACAAAACAUAACAGUAAACUGUCCUCUCUUUUUGAGAUUCGGUUGAAGAACUUGGAUCAUGACGUUAUUGUCUUCAAAGGCUCAGAGCAUACAGCGGCCUCAGCGUUUGUCAGUGGCAAAAUUGUCUUCUCUGUAACAGAGCCUAUUACUGUGAAAAAGAUCACUUUGAAGUUGUAUGGAACACUCCGUCUUCGGUGGCCUGAAACACACAAAUCGCAAGCUAACAGGCCCACCAAGUUUGAUAAGAAGGUCUACGAGUUUGCAUGGGAUAGCAACGACUUUUCCAAGUAUUUGAGCAACAUGUACACCAAUUCGUCUGCCACUGGAAAUGCUAAUACACAUGGCCACUCAUUGAAAGGCUCGACAACGUCACUCAAAAACUUAGGAAUGUCUUUGAGAUCCAUUUCAUCUACAUCGUUGUCGCACCUUUCGAAUGCCCCAGGUCAUGGUUCCCAUAGCUCGUCUUCAUCCAACAUCACCGGAAAGGGGAACCAUAUUUUGGUUCAAGGCAACUACGAAAUCCCAUUUCAGGCAAUCUUGCCCGGAGACAUGCCAGAGUCUGUUGAAGGUCUACCAGGGGCUAAUAUCGUGUACAAAUUCGAGGCUCAAAUCGAAAGAGGCAAGUUUCACAACCCUAUGAUCACCAAGAAGCAUGCACGAGUUGUUCGUACAAUGACAACUGACGCUGCUGAACUUUCUGAAACCAUGGCUGUGGACAACACAUGGCCCAAAAAGGUGGAGUAUUCAUUGAGUGUACCAUCCAAGGCUAUUGCCAUUGGCUCAGGCACUCCAGUUAGCAUGAUGCUUGUUCCGCUUUUGAAAGGCUUGCAGCUUGGCGAGAUCAAAAUGACCUUGGUCGAAAUGUACUCUUUUGUGGGUUAUAGUCCUCCCCCGCAUACUUCUGAGCGUGUGGUCUGCGAGAAAAUAGUCCCUGCGCCUACCGAAAAUGAUCCUAAUUACCAGAUGGAUAAGUGGGAGUUGACUACCUUUUUGAAAGUACCGCCCAAUUUGUCAAAAUGCACACAAGAUUGUGACAUUCAGACCCACUUGAAAGUACGCCACAAGUUGAAAUUUGUCAUUGGCUUGAAAAACCCCGAUGGUCAUACGUCAGAGUUGCGUGCUUCACUUCCCGUACAAUUGUUCAUUUCUCCCUUUGUGGGAAUACGUGCAAGAACUGAAGACGAUGAAGACGACCUAAGCCAAGGUCCAUUUGAAGAAGAGGAGAUUUUCCAUUCCAAUUCUAGUGCCAUAUCCCAGACAAGCCUGGGUCAAAACGACACAGAGUCAUCCACCGAUGCGAGCGCUUUGAGAUCAAAUCCACAUUCGGUGACGUCUUUCACCGGUAUUGUUGCACCGCCCGUUUAUGAGAAGCAUGUCUUGGAUAGACUUUGGACGGAUGUAUCGCCAAUCGAAUCUCCCUUGAGUUCAGGAGCUCAAACUCCAAGAUCCCUCUACAGCCGUCCGCCAGCCGGGGACGUGCUGCAAUUCUCCAUGUCAGCAAUUGAUACGGCCAAAUUGUCGGAAAAUUUGAGACAAUUGAGCAUUCAGAGGCAGCUUCAAGAGGGAACUGAAGGGAGUCGUGCAUCAACACCUGGGCGAGCUACGUUUAACUUGGACGGUGAUCAGGCAGAAUCUGGUGACUACUUUUCCAAAGGGCGCCCCGUUGUCACUGAUUCGGGGAGCUUUAACCAAGCAAACCACACAGGGGCUGCCCCAGGACUACUUUCACCGGAGGGAAUCUCCCCAGUUCACUUGUCUCGGGUAAACUCAGAGAGCAACCUUGAUCAGAACGCAUUGUCCAAAGUGCCGUCCUACAGCGAAGCUAUGAAGAGCAAUGUAGACGACACCCUUGCACCCAAGUACAUACCGCCGCUUCCAGGGUCGCUGAUCGACUUGACAGAGGUGAAUCGCCGUUUUGAAGAAAACAUCUCCAGGCAAAAAGGUGCCUCCAGUCCAAACCAAUUAGGGUUUUCUCAGAACAGGCUGUUUUUGUCCAGAGCAUCUUCGACCAGAGGUGCCUCACGCAACUCUUCCAACGACUCGUCUCCCUCUGGCUCCAAGAACGCUUCUGUCAGCAACUUGGCCGCGUUAGCG
Metschnikowia bicuspidata var. bicuspidata NRRL YB-4993 is the source of this 2100-nucleotide messenger RNA. It is a transcript of the gene ROD1, whose product is annotated as Rod1p. Gene Ontology annotation, cellular component: cytoplasm; cytosol; plasma membrane. The annotation marks the transcript as partial. NCBI's taxonomy places the organism in Eukaryota, Fungi, Ascomycota, Pichiomycetes, Serinales, Metschnikowiaceae. Gene Ontology annotation, molecular function: protein-macromolecule adaptor activity; ubiquitin protein ligase binding. Gene Ontology annotation, biological process: ubiquitin-dependent endocytosis. The record is from RefSeq and is a predicted model, not a curated record. The transcript is spliced from 2 exons.